GUAUGUCAUAAUAGUCGAUCUUGUGUUUUUAGAUAUCUGUGUUGAGAUAAAUUAAAUAUACAGAAUAAUGCCUUAUUAUUGAACAAUUUUUAAAAUGGCAACAGCUAAUGAUGAUGAGAUUUUAGAGGGUUUUCUGUGUCCAAUUUGUAAAGCCGAUUUGAAAUCAGCUACUCAACUUACAAAUCAUUUUGAAACACAGCAUGCAGAGGAACAGGAUUUACUCAGGUCACUCAAAGAUAUCUUUGGUAAAGCUAAGAAAAUAAUUCUUAAUGUCGAUGAAAAUGACCUAAAAGAUACAUUUGAUCGUGCUCUUAAGAUUAAUACUCAAGAUAAUAAUAGUUGGUAUACUGAAGAAACACAAACGGUAGGUGUAUCGCGCAGUUCUUCUGAAUAUUUCAAAGCUGUUCGAUCUGCUAGAUUAGAGAGAUAUGCGACAGAAACUAACAAACUGUUGAUAAGACUAGAUAAAUUAGUUUCAAAUAUGCCAAAUGAAGUAAAUCAGCGUAAACAGCAUGAGCAGGAUGUAGUCCCAUGGUUGGAUGGCUCAUCAGUGAAGCUGUGUCCAAAUUGUGCGAAAUCAUUCAGUUUGACAAGAAGAAAACACCAUUGUAGGCUAUGUGGAUCAAUUCUAUGUCACGAUUGUUCUUUAUUUCUUGAUUUUAAUGUAGCCAAAGGCAUAGUAGAUCCAUCAGCUCCUCAAACAUCGACUCCAGACCAUGAAGUAACAGAGAAGAAUGGCCUUCGACUAUGUGAGCACUGUUAUAUGUUAAUUGAUCUCCGAAAGCAAGUACAAGAUAGCCGUAAUGCUAAAACAGCAUUGAUGACAGCUUAUGAACAGAUGAGGAGUUUGAUGGAGCAAGCCUCACCUGCUGUGGCCAUGUAUGAAAAGAUGUGCCAAAGCCUGUUCGACGGUGAGUCGACGUAUAACCUACAGGACGUGAACGCGAUGCGCGGAAAGAUCGGGAAGCUAGCCGAGGGUAUCGACCUCCUGAGCAAGCAGGUGUCCCUGUUCCCCGCGAAUCCCGGGACGCGUCAGGCCAGACUGCAGAACUCUAUACGCCAAGCUGCCGCUAAUUUCAUCAAGGGAGACUUGUUAUCACUUCGCAAGUUACCCACGGAGGCGCAAAUUGAUGAAGUGAGGAGACAAAGAUACGAACGAGCGCAGAAGAAAGUGGAGAUGGAACGGCAGGCAGCGGAAAAAGAAAAAGAAUGGAAGGAGAGAGAGGGUAGCAGCAGAGACAACUCAGUCCAGCAUGAUGACGAACUUAACCCGUUAUUGGAACAAAUGAAUAUUAUCCGAGGGUACAUCAAGGAAGCCCGCAAAGAAUUAAGGUUUGAGGAAGUAGCAAUCUUAGAAGAAAACCUCAAAGAACUGAAGAAAGAAUAUCAUUUCCAAAUGCUCUCUAACAAAUCCUAGUCAAUGUUAACUAGUUAUGAAUAAUAUAUAAGUGCAACUUAAGUAUUAGAGCAAUACAUUCACUGAUAUUUUAAUAGUUAUAUAAUUAUUAUUAUUGUACAUUUUAUAUUUAUCUAUAAUAAAUUAUAUUACAGUCAUAA
Leptidea sinapis is the source of this 1557-nucleotide messenger RNA. RefSeq names its product rabenosyn-5 (gene Rbsn-5). The record is from RefSeq and is a predicted model, not a curated record. Gene Ontology annotation, molecular function: metal ion binding. The transcript has 6 exons. Lineage: Eukaryota; Metazoa; Arthropoda; Insecta; Lepidoptera; Pieridae. Bases 95 to 1417 code for a protein of 440 amino acids.